Messenger RNA from Gossypium raimondii (Peruvian cotton), 4917 nucleotides. RefSeq names its product nuclear pore complex protein NUP155. Gene Ontology annotation, biological process: protein import into nucleus; RNA export from nucleus; transcription-dependent tethering of RNA polymerase II gene DNA at nuclear periphery. Gene Ontology annotation, cellular component: nuclear pore inner ring; nuclear pore. NCBI's taxonomy places the organism in Eukaryota, Viridiplantae, Streptophyta, Magnoliopsida, Malvales, Malvaceae. The coding region runs from base 323 to 4810 and encodes 1495 amino acids. The transcript is spliced from 13 exons. Gene Ontology annotation, molecular function: structural constituent of nuclear pore. The record is from RefSeq and is a predicted model, not a curated record.
AAUGAAAACUCAAAACUUUAAGGCCCGCUCUCUGAAAAAAUAGCUUAAUUUCCCCGCCACUGGAAAACCCUUGAAUAAACCCUAUUUUAUAUACUUACGCUUUAACGCUUUCUUUCCUUUCUUUUUUUUUUUUAUUUCCUGUACUUUCACUAACUUCUGCCAUUCCCCCCCUUGAUUUCAUUUAAGGAAAAAAAAAUCAAAAUCGAUAGCCAAAAUUAAGCUAGGGUUGCAUUCAAUUUGACAGCCCGUAGAAGAAAACCUUGGGGCUCUUCUUUUUGAAUCCAACCACAUUCUCCCCCUUUCUGAUUCUAGGGUUUUUACGAUGUCGUGGGUGGAGGAGGUUGUAUUGCGCGAUGUCACCAAUGCGGGACUCGUCGUUAGCGACCGUAUUGGCCGUGAAGUGGCGGCUCAGUUGGACCUUGAGGAAGCUUUGGAAGCUUCCAGAUAUGCCAGUCAUCCCUACUCCACACACCCCAGAGAGUGGCCUCCUUUGAUCGAGGUGGAAGAUACUUGGGAGCUACCUCCGGUACUCAUAGAAAGAUAUAAUGCAGCUGGUGGAGAAGGAACUGCAUUAUGUGGAAUAUUUCCGGAGAUACGUAGGGCGUGGGCAUCUGUGGAUAAUUCUUUGUUUCUUUGGCGUUUUGACAAAUGGGAUGGCCAAUGCCCUGAAUACAAUGUGGAGGAACAAGCUAUAUGUGCUGUUGGCCUCGCCAAAUCUAGACCUGGCAUUUUCAUUGAAGCUAUACAGUAUCUUUUAAUAUUAGCAACUCCUGUCGAGUUGAUUCUUGUAGGAGUAUGCUGCUCUGGAGGGGGUGAUAAUAGUGAUCCUUAUGCAGAGGUUUCACUGCAGCCUUUGCCAGAGUAUACAAUACCUUCUGACGGAGUUACUAUGACUUGUAUCUCUUGUACUGAUAAGGGUCGUAUUUUCUUGGCUGGCCGAGAUGGCCACAUAUAUGAGCUGCAUUACACGACCGGUUCUGGCUGGCAUAAGCGUUGUCGGAAAGUUUGCCUCACUGCAGGUGUAGGGAGUGUUAUUUCAAGGUGGGUUAUACCAAAUAUGUUUAAGUUUGGAGCUGUAGAUCCCAUUGUUGAAAUGGUUGUUGAUAACGAAAGGCAGAUUCUAUAUGCAAGAACUGAAGAGAUGAAAAUUCAGGUUUUUGUCAUGGGGCCAAGUGGAGACAGUCCAUUGAAAAAAGUGGCUGAAGAAAGGAAUUUGUUAAAUCAGAAAGAUGCACAUUAUGGAGGUAGACAAGUAACAGCAUCAAGAGCGUCAAAUCGAUCAGCAAAACCAUCCAUUGUUUCAAUUUCCCCUUUAUCCACGUUAGAAUCAAAGUGGCUGCAUCUUGUUGCUAUUUUAUCAGAUGGUAGGCGAAUGUACCUUUCUACCUCCACAUCUAGUGGAAGUAAUAGUACUGUUGGAGGUUUGAGUGGAUUUAACAAUCAUCACCACAGGCCAAGCUGUUUAAAAGUUGUAACAACUAGGCCUUCACCUCCUUUAGGCGUCAGUGGUGGACUUACCUUUGGCGCAAUGUCUUUGGCUGGUAGGAAUCAGACUGAGGAUCUUUCACUGAAGGUAGAAACAGCAUACUAUUCUACUGGAACUCUUGUCCUUUCUGAUUCUUCACCACCAACCAUGUCUUCUCUUCUCAUUGUGAGCAGAGAUUCAAGCUCACAGUCAUCUCUGUCAGGUAAUUUAGGAGCAAGUGCUCGGAGUUCCCGAGCAUUACGAGAAUCUGUUUCUUCCUUGCCCGUUGAAGGCCGAAUGCUCUUUGUGGCAGAUGUUCUUCCUUUACCAGAUACAGCUGCCACUGUGUUAUCCCUGUAUUCCGAGCUUGAAUUUUGUGGAUCUGAAAGCUCAGUUGAGUCUUGUGAAAAAGCAUCAGGGAAGUUGUGGGCUAGAGGUGACCUUUCAACUCAACAUAUAUUGCCAAGGAGGAGAAUUGUUAUUUUCAGCACCAUGGGCAUGAUGGAAGUAGUUUUCAAUCGGCCCGUUGAUAUUCUGAGAAGAUUGUUGGAGUCAAACUCUCCAAGACCAAUAUUAGAGGAUUUCUUUAAUCGUUUUGGUGCUGGUGAAGCAGCUGCAAUGUGUUUGAUGCUAGCUGCAAGGAUAGUUCAUUCUGAAAAUCUUAUAAGCAAUGUUGUUGCUGAAAAGGCAGCUGAAGCAUUUGAGGACCCAAGAAUUGUUGGAGUGCCACAAGUUGAAGGUACCAGUGGACUAUCAAAUACUAGAACUGCUGCUGGGGGUUUCAGCAUGGGGCAGGUUGUUCAGGAGGCUGAGCCAGUGUUCUCAGGUGCUCAUGAAGGGCUCUGCCUCUGCUCAUCAAGGUUGCUAUUUCCUGUUUGGGAGCUCCCUGUUAUGGUUGUGAAAGGUGGUUAUGAUGCAGCAUCGGAAAAUGGGUUGAUUGCAUGCAGACUUUCUGUUGGGGCUAUGCAAGUCCUUGAGAACAAGACUCGUGCUUUGGAGAUAUUCUUAAGGUCUAGAAGGAACAAAAGAAGAGGGCUUUAUGGAUGUGUAGCUGGUUUAGGUGACAUGACUGGUUCUAUUCUCUAUGGAACUGGUUCAGAAUUAGGUGCUGGUGAUAGGAGCAUGGUUAGAAACUUAUUUGGUGCUUAUUUCCGGAGUGUGGAGUCUAAUGGUGGUGGAACGUCCAAUAAAAGACAGCGGUUACCAUAUAGUCCCGCUGAAUUGGCUGCUAUGGAGGUGAGAGCGAUGGAAUGCAUCCGGCAGCUGCUUCUUAGGUCUGCUGAAGCUCUGUUUUUACUACAGCUUGUUUCUCAGCAUCAUGUAACACGCUUGGUUCAGGGAUUUGAUGCUAACAUCCGCCAGGAAUUGGUUCAGUUGACAUUCCAUCAACUUGUUUGUUCUGAGGAGGGUGACCGCCUUGCUACAAGACUUAUUUCUGCUUUGAUGGAGUAUUAUACUGGCCCUGAUGGCAGGGGGACAGUGGAUGAUAUAAGUGGUAAAUUACGUGAGGGUUGUCCAAGCUAUUUCAAGGAGUCUGAUUAUAAGUUUUUCUUAGCUGUGGAAUGUCUUGAAAGAGCUGCUGUAACUCCUGAUCCUGAUGUGAAGGAAAAUCUUGCCAGGGAAGCCUUUGAUUUCUUAAGUAAAGUUCCAGAAUCUGCUGAUUUAAGAACUGUUUGCAAACGGUUUGAGGACUUAAGAUUUUAUGAGGCUGUGGUUCGCUUACCCCUACAGAAAGCUCAGGCACUUGAUCCUGUAGGUGAUGCUUUCCAUGAACAAAUUGAGCAAGCAAUCAGAGAUUAUGCAAUUGCUCAGCGUGAACAGUGCUAUGAGAUAAUUGCUAGUGCUUUACGUUCUCUGAAAGGUGAGGGCUCACAGAGGGAAUUUGGGUCUCCUGCUAGGCCUGUUGCAGUGCGAUCUGUCCUUGAUCAUGCUUCACGAAGGAAAUAUAUAUGCCAGAUUGUUCAGCUUGGUGUUCAAUCACCUGACAGAUUGUUUCAUGAGUACUUGUACAGAACUAUGAUCGAUUUAGGUCUUGAGAAUGAGCUGUUGGAAUAUGGGGGUCCUGAUUUGGUGCCUUUUCUGCAGACUGCUGGUUGUGAACCUGCACAAGAGGUUCGAGCUCUCUCUGCAUUGACAUCAGCAACCCCUUCAGUGGGUCAACCUGGAGCUCCUAUUCAUUCUAAUCAAGCUAAAUACUUUGAUCUUUUGGCUCGAUAUUAUGUCUUGAAGCGACAGCAUUUGCUUGCAGCUCAUGUGUUAUUGAGGCUGGCUGAAAGACGCUCAAUUGAUGGGAGCAAUGCUCCUAGUCUUGAACAGAGGCGUCAAUACCUAAGUAAUGCUGUUCUCCAGGCCAAGAGUGCUAGUAACAAUGAUGGUCUGGUAGCUUCUAACCGGGGUGCUUUUGACAGUGGAUUGCUGGACUUACUAGAAGGGAAACUUGCUGUUCUUCAGUUUCAGAUAAAAGUAAAAGAGGAACUGGAGGCAAUGGCUACCAGGUUAGAAGCUACACCUGGUACAUCAGAAUCUGUUCAAAAUGGAUCUGCUGCUGAUAGCAGGUUUAAUGGUGAUGCUAAUUUAGCAAAUGGUGCACGAGAGAAGGCCAAGGAGUUAUCUUCAGAUUUGAAGAGCAUUACUCAGUUGUAUAAUGAAUAUGCAGUUCCUUUUGAACUUUGGGAGAUAUGCCUGGAAAUGUUGUACUUUGCAAACUAUUCAGGUGAUGCUGAUAGUAGCAUUAUCCGAGAAACUUGGGCUAGACUUAUUGAUCAAGCUCUUUUAAGCGGUGGAAUUGCUGAGGCUUGCUCCGUUUUGAAGCGGGUUGGUUCUAAAGUUUAUCCGGGAGAUGGAGCUGUAUUACCUCUGGAUACUGUAUGCCUUCAUCUAGAGAAGGCUGCAUUGGAGAGGGUGGAAUCUGGAACCGAAUCUGUUGGGGAUGAAGAUGUGGCAAGGGCUCUUCUGGCUGCUUGCAAGGGUGCAGCUGAACCUACCUUGAACACUUACGAUCAAUUAUUAUCAAAUGGGGCUAUUUUGUCAUCACCGAAUCUCAGAUUACGCCUUCUUCAAUCAGUGCUAGUGGUACUUCGAGAAUGGGCAAUGUCUGUAUUUGCACAGAGGAUGGGCACGACUGCUGCUGGUGCUUCUUUAAUAUUAGGUGGAGCAUUCUCGCCUGAACAAACAAUGGUUCUAAACCAGGGGAUUCGCGACAAGAUCACUAGUGCAGCAAACAGGUACAUGACGGAGGUGAGGAGAUUGCCACUUCCACAGAGUCGGACUGAGGCUGUUUAUAGAGGAUUUCGAGAACUUGAAGAAUCUUUAAUUGCCCCAUUUUCUUUUGACCGAUUUUUGUAGUUUGUUCGGUUCAAAGUUCAAACUUGGUUUUGUUGUUGUAUGAAUAAUAAACAAAUUGUAUCACAUUUCAAAUUUGCUAUUCAUUUAAUGAAAAAGUGAAUUCUCUA